AUGAUAUUUCACCAGAUAUGGAUAUGGAUUCGCAAUCAACUUUAUAGCGACAACAAAAUACAAGACACAACAUUAGACUAUGAUAUGAUUUCAAAAAAUGAAACACCCUCAAUUUGUAACAAAACCGAAUACAUCAAGCAAAUUAAAAAUAUUAAAAACCAAAUUAUUAAAGAGUAUUGUUUAUCAAGCACAAUACUACCAAAUAGAGUAAUUGUUGGUCAAUUCAUAUAA
This is a messenger RNA of Dictyostelium discoideum AX4, 231 nucleotides long. RefSeq lists its product as hypothetical. The record is from RefSeq and is a predicted model, not a curated record. The transcript has 2 exons. Lineage: Eukaryota; Evosea; Eumycetozoa; Dictyosteliales; Dictyosteliaceae. The coding region runs from base 1 to 231 and encodes 76 amino acids.